Molecule: messenger RNA, 1365 nt
Organism: Fusarium proliferatum ET1
Lineage: Eukaryota; Fungi; Ascomycota; Sordariomycetes; Hypocreales; Nectriaceae
Exons: 1
Coding region: 1-1365 (454 amino acids)
Source: RefSeq, a predicted model, not a curated record
AUGUCUGAGAAGAAAUGGCCAGAUGCGCGAGUCAAAUAUGAACUCCACGAACAUUUGGCUCGUAGAAACAUUCACUUCGAUUCGAAAACUUCUCGAGAUGAGAUGAUUUCUCUCUUGGAAAGGCACGAUGUUUCGUAUGAAGAAGUCAUGGCUGAGGGCAGAAUGCAAAGCGAGUCCAAACUGCCAUUUCCGCCAAAGGCUCAACGUGACCCGAGCCCAAAUGACGAGUGGCGCAAAAAGCGACCGAGAGUAGAGGCCGAAAAGCUACCUAAAGCUGAGCUAGAGUUCCUGCGACAUGCCAAGACUCCGGACCUCCUCCCUAACUUAUGGAAAUUGCCUGAAGCUGAUAGGGAAAACAUUCUCAUCAGCUCUGGUUUGCAAUUCAAGAGUUCUUAUCCAGAGAGGGAUGUUCUUCAGUUUUGGUUCUAUGCGGACCAUGCUAUUGAGCAACAUGGAAUAAGUGAAGAUGGGGAUGAAAUGAUUACCUCAUUUCUUAAUAAUCCCCUCAUGUGGGAGGAUAUCACUUGGAGCGAAGAUGAAGAUGAUCGCAAUCUCAUAAACGCUCGCAUGAAGACGGCAUUCAGCCGCCUGAAAACACUCAGAGCGCAGUAUCCUGACAAGAAGGGCGAUGACGGCCCCAAGGGCGAUGACGGCCCCAAGGGUGAUGACGGCCCCAAGGGUGAUGACGGCCCCAAGGGUGAUGACGGCCCCAAGGGUGAUGACGGCCCCAAGGGUGAUGACGGCCCCAAGGGUGAUGACGGCCCCAAGGGUGAUGACGGCCCCAAGGGCGGUGGCAUCGAAUAUGACUCGAAGGAACGUCGCGAUUGGAGAGCGCAGUUUCACGGUAGAGGAUCACCCGAAGCUAACCGGAUGGAACUCAAAGACCCUGAAAAUGACAAAGAUGUUAUUGCAGAUAUUCUAGGACGCCACCCAGUCCGGAAGACUUGGUUGGCCAUUGCAUUGCCAAGCUUGAAUGAAGAGUACCCAAAGUUAUCCCGAGGCUACUAUAUCAACGCUGGUGCUGUUUAUCCCCAAGCCUUCUCAAGAUAUGUCAAGGAAGGUGCCAACAUCACCCUCUCCACAGCAACACACAAAAGCCAGAUGGAGAACUGUUCCUAUGAGAAAUUCGAGCUCAAUCUGGUGUUGUGCAUGCCUUGGGGCGACAAAUGGCAUUACCAAGGCUAUGGUAUUCCACACUAUGUGGAUGACCGAGAUUUCGUGUUAUGGUCUAAAGGCCUCCUUGUCCAAUGCUGGAAGUCAGCGGCAAUGGAGGUGCUGCACGACCACAUGAUCAAGGCUGGACAAACCAUUCCCAUGACAAGCGACGUCAUAAAUCGCAUCAAGCCUAAAUCUUGGAGGAAGUGA